AUGAAGCAAACUUGGGACAAGGGUGUUUUUGAGAACGGCCAGUCAAACAUUCCAGGGAAUGUUGGGAAAGCUUCCGCUGAACACCUCCAGAGUACCUCAGGAGAAAAGCUUGAUAAUAAGUCGGCUCCUCUGGCUGGUGCUCAUGGUGGAGUGGGUCAGAACCUGCUGCUGAGUCCCGCCAGUCUUCAGCUGGCUCAGCUUCAGGCCCAGCUCACCCUACACCGCCUCAAACUCGCCCAGACCACCAAUACCGCCGCCGCAGCCACUGUCCUAAAUCAGGUUCUUUCCAAUGUGGCCAUGUCCCAACCUCUCUUCAACCAUCUUCGGGGUUCCAGCAUGGCUCAGCCCCACAGUGGGGCCUUUCCACCUCCACCCAUAGCCUUCCCACCACCAAAUGCUGCACUGGGACAACUGGUUGGUGGUGGCUUUGCCCCAAAUCCCACUGGAAUCAGGCCCACCAACUACAGUGGGGUGUCCAGCCAGAAACCUAGUCCGCACAAUGAUUUUGGCAAAAAGCCUGGAACGUAUACGACGGACACGGACCGUCGCUUGCAGUUUGGAUAUUUGGGAGGGGCUUCAGUGGUCACUAGUAAAGCAUGUGAUGGAGGACAGUAUGGUGGAGCCUCUACACAAUCCAGAAACAAUGUCCACAGCAAUUUUCAAAGAGACUACUACUCCCCUGAAACACCAGUACAACAAACUGGUUUCAUGGGAGGAAGCAAUAAUCAGAAUCUGGGAUCAGCCUCUAAGGAUCAAUGGAAAGGUCCGAUCAACUUUGGGAAGAUGGAUAUAGGUACAGGAACAGGUUCUGGGGGUUGGGUACCACCCGGACCUGGGUUUGUGGGUCAGAGAGCAGAGUUGUACAACCCAGAGGAACCCACAGCAGAUCCUAAGUUCAACUCGACAUGUGGCCCAGGAAUUGGCCCACCCAUUGGACAGCAAGGGGGAAUUCAACAGCAGCCACAGGUUUCCCAGGGCGAGGAAGGGGUGACCUUGCAAUUGCAACCCCACCAGUUCAAUGACUAUCAUGGGACAAUACCUUCACACCUACCCCAUCAGUGCGCCAUUUGUGAGAAGAAGGUUUACAACCUGAAGGACUGGGACCAGCAUGUGAAGGGCAAGUUACAUCUGCAGAACUGUUCGCUCUACAUCGAAAGCCCGACGCUCGGAGCAGUGCACUUUCCAGUGUCGUCUGAAGGAUGUCUCAACAUGGCAUUGAGUAACACUAUGGCAUACACGUCGGCUGCCAGUCAAGAUGCUUCAACUGGAAGUGCUUCAUAUUUGCCUGCCACAUCCAUGAAGUCAUUUCCUCUGGCAGGGGUGGGAUUUACUUCACACCAAGCAGGGAAUAAGUUUGUUCAGCGUAAAGCGUGUCCCGGACACGUCGUGCACAUCUGUAACCUCCCGGAGGGCAGCUGCACGGAGAAUGACGUCAUUAACUUAGGGCUUCCCUUCGGCAAAGUGACCAACUACAUCCUCAUGCGCUCGACGCAUCAGGCUUUUCUGGAAAUGGCAUACGUGGAGGCGGCGCAGGCGAUGGUGCAGUACUACCAGCUGCAGCCGGCUACCAUCAACGGACACAAGCUACUGAUCCGCAUGUCCAAGAGAUACAAGGAGCUGCAGCUGAAGAAACCAGGUAAAGAUGUUGACUCUAUUAUCCAAGACAUCAAUUCCCAGAGAGAGCGAGACGAGAUGCAGGAGACUGACAGGUAUUUGCCGGAGCGUGCCAGAUCACGCAGUCCAGUCAGUCGUUCUCUGAGUCCACGCUCACACAGUCCGAGCUUCACGUCCUGUAGCUCCGCCCACAGUCCACCGGGGCCGCCCUGUCGGCCUGACUGGAGCAACGGCAUGGGGCCCCGCCGGCCCUCUUGGGACUGGACAUCCCAUUCCCGAGGCGACGAGGACCCCCGCGAGAGAGAUGACUGGAGGAACGACGAGGAAGAGAGACCCAACGGAUGGCUGUCCGAGUGCAGGAAACCCUACCUUAAAACCGGGGACCGGAUCAGCCCACGUAUGGGACCCGGUGACGAGCGGGGCAGGGACUGGUACCCCCGCAGAAGCCCCCAGGGUUCGUCCUUCUCCUCUUAUCACUCCAUAGACGACUUUUACAAGAAAGACUCACUGUACAAGACUGAUAAACUGAGCAGGCCACAACAUCAGAGACACGAGGGGAAAACGAAGAGAAGGGAAGGCGGCGACUACCACAGACCCCGACAUUCAGAGUCAGACGUGACGGACGACACAAACUCCAACCGGACAGCUGAAGACAGAGGACGCAGCAAGAGGCCGAGCCGGAGACAAGACAGGGAGGAGAAGGAGCCCGAAAAUCAGAAGGAAGAAUAUAGAGCCAAAGACAGAUCAACGUCUCCUCAUAACAGCAAACCUGUAGAGUCUUCAAAGUGUGACAGAGAUGGUGACAGUGAGGGACUGGAAAGUGUAGAUGAUGGAGAGGAGGAGAGCUGGUAUCCUAAAAGCAUGGAGGAACUGGUGACCGUAGAUGAAGUUGGAGGAGAGGACGACUCUAUAGUUGAACCUGAUCUACCUGAUCUUCACGAGGAGGACCAGAGAGUCGAGCCCAGUCAGUCGACAGCAGAGAGCCCUAAACCAAACGCAAAAACCCCAACUGAAGGCGAAGAGACCACGUUGAACCCUCCUACCCUUUCCCUGGUGGUUCUGGUCCAAGAAGAAAGCUCUGGAGGUGCUCAGUCCAGCCCUGGAGAGAGACCAUCUGCCCCUGAGCAACCGGUCUGUCAACUCAACCGCUUCCCGUCCCAGGAGUUCAAGAGUGCUUUGGAGGAGACCUGCUCCGCCACUCAUCUAGACACACACAUCGACACAACCACACCAGCUGGCCCUCUAAACAACAGCAGCACAUGUGAAAGUGGGAAAGUGCAGGACUUGAGUAAUGAUGAGAGAAAGACAGCAGAGAUGGACAACAAGGAACCAUGUCUCAAACAGGACAGUCAGAAGAAAGAUAUUCCUGACUCAUUACCGGCCCCUUCACCUCAGGCAACAGAUACCUUUGCUGCGUCACCCUCUCAGGAGCAGGAGAAAGCCAUCAGUGAACACAGCAUACCGUUAGGUGUGGAGUUCAUCGUGCCAAGGACGGGGUUUUAUUGCAACCUGUGUAGUUUGUUUUACACCAGCGAACAAACAGCCAAGACGUCACACUGUCGGAGUACAAUUCACUACAGGAACCUACAGAAGUAUCUGUCGCAGCUGGCGGAGGAAAGUCUCUUGAACUUCCACACGGAGUCGCCAAACACUGAAUGAAGCUCACGUGAGACUAUCAGGACUGCACCACUGCUGGGACAUGCUGAGAGACACAAAACAAGGACAAAGAGGA
Sinocyclocheilus grahami is the source of this 3346-nucleotide messenger RNA. RefSeq names its product RNA binding motif protein 20 (gene rbm20). NCBI's taxonomy places the organism in Eukaryota, Metazoa, Chordata, Actinopteri, Cypriniformes, Cyprinidae. Gene Ontology annotation, molecular function: zinc ion binding; RNA binding. Gene Ontology annotation, cellular component: nucleus. The record is from RefSeq and is a predicted model, not a curated record. The transcript is spliced from 14 exons. Bases 1 to 3273 code for a protein of 1090 amino acids.